AUGUGCAGGGCCCAGGACCGCAGGGCUCUGCAGCGGGUGAUUAAAACUGCGCAGAAGAUCAUUGGCACCCAUGUCCCGAGCAUCAGUGAUAUCGAUAACCCCACACAGAUCUCGAGUGUGUCGGUGGCUGUUAAGGUCCUGGACGUGAAUGAUAAUCCUCCCUCGCUGACGCACUACUUGGAGGCUUAUGUGUGUGAAAACGCCAAAGCAGGGCAGCUGAUCCAAACUGUGACGGCGGUGGACCCAGAUGAGCCGCUGGGCGGACAACACUUCUACUACAGCUUAUCUCCGGAGGUCGCCAACAACCCCAACUUCACCCUGAGAGACAACCAAGACAACACAGCGUGGAUCCUGACGCGGCGCGGAGGCUGGUCACAGCAGGACCAGACCGUCUUCUACUUGCCCAUCUUCAUCUCUGACGGCGAGCAGCCGGUCCAGACCAGCACCAGCACUCUGACCAUCCGCGUGUGCAGUUGUGACCAGGAGGGCAACGUCAUGUCGUGCAACGCCGAGGCGUACAGCCUGCCCGCAAGCCUCAGCAGAGGAGCACUCAUCGCCAUCCUGGCCUGCAUCUUUGUCCUGCUGGUGAUGAUUCUACUCAUGCUUUCCCUGCGCACCCAUCGUAAGAAGCCCUACCUGUGUGACGAGGAGGAAAAUGUCCACGAGAACAUUGUGCGCUAUGACGAUGAAGGUGGCGGAGAGGAAGACACUGAGGCCUUCGAUAUCGCCGCAAUGUGGAACCCACGUGAGGCGCACCAUCACCUGGGGAAGAUGAGACAGGACAUGCUGCCAGAGAUUGAAAGCCUGUCACGUUAUGUCCCUCAGGCGUGCGUCAUGGGCGGUGGCGGGGAUAGUAACGUUCACGGAUAUGUGCUGGCGAAGCUCCUGGAGGCCGACAUGGACCCAUGCGCCCCACCUUACGACUCCCUGCAAACCUACGCCUACGAGGGGGAAGGUUCGGUCGCUGAGUCGCUCAGCUCGCUCCAGUCGGGGACAUCCAGUGCCGACCAUGAGUAUGACUAUCUCAACGACUGGGGGCCUCGGUUUAAAAAACUCGCCGAGAUGUAUGGCGUACUGGAGACAAACAGUGCUCCAAUGUGGUAGAACACCUGAACCUUUGCCUUUUUAAUCUGAGAUAAAUUACACGAACAAAAAGAUAAAAGAGAGACAAAAACAUCAGAGAAGUGACACAAAAAGUGUGCAAGAAAGACACAAAAAGCUGGGAUGUGUUCACGUUCACAUCCAUGACCGUUAGCACUUGAAUUCCUGCCGAAGCCUUGGUUCUCCGCAGCCUUGAAGGCCUGAGAUGCCCGCAGCAGCAGUGUGAGCUGGUUUUAAAUCUCCCCCAGAGACGGGCUGGAUUGGCAGCCUCAUGAGGCCCGCAAAGGAACGGCUUCAAAGCACAUGUUAACUCCCCCGCCUGACCCACCCACAGGCAGAGCCCCUUUGGUUCAAAGUGUCAGAGAUGAAAACAAGAGCGAGAGAGAGACUACCUUACUCACAGCAACACAGGAGACAAACUCUGAAAUGCUGAUCCACUGCUCUGAGUUUGGGCUUUUAUACGACCCAAGUCAAAGCGAAAGCGAGAAGUCAUUGCUGCGAUCGCAGAUGUGGUUUUUUUUUGGUUCAUCUGUGGCAGGUCUUAAUUUAUUUCUUUGUUUCAUGUGCUGUAUUUAUAUUUGUUGCUAACUUAUUUGGGUACUUCAAACCAACACUGUAGUUAAACUUUCGCUUUGUGAGGUAUUGUAACAUACAUGAUGUAAUUGCCCUUGUUUCAGUCUGUGUGAUGGAGUUUUUCAUCUCUAAAUGUCACGUGACAUGCACAGGAGAUGGCAAUGUGUAAUCCCAUAUGGGUUUUCCCGGUUGAUAUGUUUUUUGUAUCAUUGUUUUUGUAUAAUUUUUGAGCUAUUUGUAUUGUAACUCUGUUUUUUCCCCAAAAACAUUAAGCAAUUAGACAGUCAUGAGGAUAUGAUGGAGGCCAUUUUUGAAAAAUUUUUGAUGGAACUGGAUACAUCCCAGCAGAGAGAGUCAAAUUCUCAAGCGGAAAGUUCUGCACAUCACCCCCGUACCUGGACUGGCACAUGACCGAGUCGCCUUUCAUUUCGGAUCUACCACCGUGCCAACCAGAGUCCGACGGCAAUGAGGCUUGAUCUGUCCUGUCAGAGAUAAUGUGUUGCUUUUCUGCCACCACACAAAUGUGGCUUAAUCCUCCAAUCAUGUGGACUUCAGAGACAUUGAUAAUCUGCAUUAAGUGCCAAAUGUAAAAAGGACAAAAAAAAGACGUUUUUGGAUGAAAAAAACUAAACAGCAAAACACAAACACCAAAAAAUAAAAAUGGAUUUUACAAACUGCGAGGGAAGAAGAUACAUUUUGAUAAUUUGAUUGAUUGAAGUUUACU
Molecule: messenger RNA, 2398 nt
Organism: Micropterus dolomieu (smallmouth bass)
Lineage: Eukaryota; Metazoa; Chordata; Actinopteri; Centrarchiformes; Centrarchidae
Product: cadherin-20-like
Exons: 5
Coding region: 1-1104 (367 amino acids)
Biological process (GO): calcium-dependent cell-cell adhesion; cell-cell junction assembly; homophilic cell-cell adhesion
Cellular component (GO): plasma membrane; adherens junction; catenin complex
Molecular function (GO): calcium ion binding; cadherin binding
Source: RefSeq, a predicted model, not a curated record